Messenger RNA from Sorex fumeus (smoky shrew), 4105 nucleotides. It is a transcript of the gene NPR1, whose product is annotated as natriuretic peptide receptor 1. The record is from RefSeq and is a predicted model, not a curated record. Gene Ontology annotation, molecular function: peptide receptor activity; protein kinase activity; guanylate cyclase activity. Gene Ontology annotation, biological process: cGMP biosynthetic process; intracellular signal transduction; receptor guanylyl cyclase signaling pathway. Gene Ontology annotation, cellular component: membrane. NCBI's taxonomy places the organism in Eukaryota, Metazoa, Chordata, Mammalia, Eulipotyphla, Soricidae. The transcript has 22 exons. Bases 483 to 3665 code for a protein of 1060 amino acids.
GCGGGCAGGAAAGAGUUAAAGAUCCAGGCUUGGCUCCUCUGUCACCGGGUCUGGGAGGGGAAGCGGCCGGAGGGAGGGCUGGGAGCCCGCGGCGAUCCUCCCCAGCCCCCCCGGACGGCGGAGCCCUGGGCCGGCCCGCUCCGGCACACUCGCGCGCAUCCGACCUCCGCUCGCGCUUCCCUCCCGCAUCCUCUCCGCCCCGGGCUCGCGGGCGCGCUUCCUCCCCCCGCUUGCUCCCCGGCACAAAUUCACACCCUCGCCCCCAAACACAGCUCGCUGGCUCGCUGGCCGACUCGCUCCGACCCCUCUCGGCGCCCACCUGCUCCGCCGCGCUCUCCGCGCGCGCUCGGCUGCGCGCCCCGGGCCCGGCCGCCGCGGCGAGGCGCCCCCCGUCCCGCUCCGGCCGCUCCCGCCCUGAGCCCCGGGGGGCGCCGCCGAGGCCAUGGUGCGAGCGCCCACCCGCCGCGGAGCCCGCUGAGACCAUGCCGCUCCCCGGGCGCCCCGCCGGCGCCCGCCGCCUGCUGCUCCUGCUGCUGCCGCCGCUGCUGUGCGCCCGCGGACAGGCGGACGACCUGACGGUGGCCGUGGUGCUGCCGCUGACCAACACGUCGUACCCGUGGUCGUGGGUGCGCGUGGGUCCGGCCGUGGAGCUGGCGCUGGCGGCGCUGCGCGCGGGGCCGGGGCCGCUGGCCGGCUGGACGGUGCGCACCGUGCUGGGCAGCAGCGAGGACGCGCGGGGCGUCUGCUCGGACACCGCCGCGCCGCUGACCGCCGUGGAUCUCAAGUGGGAGCACCGGCCCGCCGUCUUCCUGGGCCCCGGCUGCGUGUACUCCGCCGCCCCCGUGGGGCGCUUCACGGCGCACUGGCGGGUGCCGCAGCUCACGGCCGGCGCCCCAGCUCAGGGCUUCGGCGCCAAGGACGAGUACGCGCUGACCACGCGCACCGGGCCCAGCCACGCCAAACUGGGCGACCUGGUGAUCGCGCUGCACCGACAGCUGGGGUGGCGGCGCCAGGCGCUCUUGCUCUAUGCCUACCAGCCGACGGAGGAAAAGCCCUGCUUCUUCGUCGUGGAGGGCCUGUACCUGCGCGUCGCCCAGCGCCUCAACAUGACGCUGGAAGACCUGGAGUUCACCGAGGGCGACCGCGACCACUACGUCAAGCUGCUGCGCCGGGUGCAGCGCAAGGGUCGGGUCAUCUACAUCUGCAGCCCCCCAGACACCUUCCGCGCGCUCAUGCUCGUGGCGCGGGAGGAGGGCAUGAGCGGCGCCGACUACGUCUUCUUCCACCUGGACCUGUUUGGGUACAGUCUGCAAGGGGCUCACGGCCCGGGCCCCCGCAAGCCCUGGGAGCGAGGGGACAGGCUGGACGACAGCGCCCGCCAGGCCUUUCAGGUUGCCAAGAUCAUCACUUACAGGGAGCCUGAGAAUCCCGAGUACUUGGAGUUCCUGUCACAGCUCAAACACUUAGCCCUGGAGCAGUUCAACUUCACCUUGCAGGAUGGUCUGGUGAAUACCAUCCCCGCGGCCUUCCACGACGGACUCCUGCUCUAUGGCCAGGCUGUGGCUGAGACUCUGGCCGAGGGGGGCACCGUCACUGAUGGGGAAGGCAUCACCCAGAGGAUGUGGAACCGCAGCUUCCAAGGUGUGACAGGGCACCUGAGGAUUGACAGCAAUGGCGACCGGGAGACAGACUUCUCCCUGUGGGACAUGGAGCCUGGGAGCGGCGCCUUCAGGGUUGUUCUGAACUACAACGGGACGUCCAAAGAGCUGGUGGCGGAGUCAGGGCGCAAACUGAACUGGCCUCUGGGGCACCCACCGCCUGAUGUCCCUAAGUGUGGCUUUGACAACGAGAACCCAGCCUGCAACCUAGUUCCCACAGACCACUUUUCCACGCUGGAGGUUCUGGCUGUGGUGGGAAGCCUCUCCCUGUUCUGCAUCCUGAUCAUCUCCUUCUUCAUCUACAGGAAGAUGCAGCUGGAGAAGGAGCUGGCCUCAGAGCUGUGGCGGGUACGGUGGGAGGAUGUGCAACCCAGCAGCUUGGAGAGACACCUCCGGAGUGCGGGCAGCAGGCUGACCCUGAGCGGGAGAGGCUCCAACUAUGGCUCCCUGAUGACCACGGAGGGCCAGUUCCAAGUGUUCGCCAAGACAGCAUAUUACAAGGGCAACCUCGUGGCUGUGAAGCGUGUGAACCGGAAGCGCAUCGAGCUGACACGGAAAGUCCUGUUUGAACUGAAGCAUAUGCGGGACGUGCAGAACGAACACCUGACUAGGUUUGUGGGCGCCUGUACUGACCCCCCCAACAUCUGCAUCCUCACGGAGUACUGUCCCCGCGGGAGUCUGCAGGACAUCCUGGAGAAUGAAAGUAUCACCCUGGACUGGAUGUUCCGGUACUCUCUCACCAACGACAUAGUCAAGGGCAUGCUGUUCCUGCACAACGGGGCCAUUUGCUCCCACGGGAACCUCAAGUCCUCCAACUGUGUGGUGGACGGACGCUUUGUGCUCAAGAUCACGGACUACGGGCUGGAGAGCUUCAGGGACCCGGAGCCCGAGCAAGGACACAUCCUUUUCGCCAAAAAGUUAUGGACGGCGCCUGAGCUCUUGCGCAUGACCUCGCCACCUGCCCGCGGUUCCCAGGCCGGGGAUAUAUACAGCUUCGGCAUCAUCCUCCAGGAGAUAGCCCUGAGGAGCGGGGUCUUCCACGUGGAAGGGCUAGACCUCAGUCCCAAAGAGAUCGUCGAGCGGGUGACACGGGGUGAGCAGCCCCCCUUCCGGCCCUCCCUGACCCUUCAGAGUCACUUGGAGGAGCUGGGGCAGCUGAUGCAGCGCUGCUGGGCCGAGGACCCCCAGGAACGGCCGCCUUUCCAGCAGAUCCGCCUGGCGCUGCGCAAAUUCAACAGGGAGCAGAGCAGCAACAUCCUGGACAACCUGCUGUCGCGCAUGGAGCAGUACGCCAACAACCUGGAGGAGCUGGUGGAAGAGCGCACGCAGGCCUACCUGGAGGAGAAGCGCAAGGCGGAGGCGCUGCUCUACCAGAUCCUCCCGCACUCCGUGGCCGAGCAGCUGAAGCGCGGCGAGACGGUCCAGGCGGAGGCCUUCGACAGCGUCACCAUCUACUUCAGUGACAUCGUGGGCUUCACGGCUCUGUCAGCAGAGAGCACGCCCAUGCAGGUGGUGACUCUGCUCAAUGACCUGUACACCUGUUUCGACGCCGUUAUAGACAACUUUGAUGUGUACAAGGUGGAGACCAUCGGCGACGCCUACAUGGUGGUAUCCGGGCUCCCCGUGCGGAACGGGCGGCUGCACGCCCGCGAGGUGGCCCGCAUGGCCCUGGCGCUGCUGGACGCCGUGCGCUCCUUCCGCAUCCGCCACCGGCCAGAUGAGCAGCUGCGCCUGCGCGUCGGCAUCCACACAGGCCCCGUGUGUGCCGGUGUGGUGGGACUCAAGAUGCCCCGAUACUGCCUAUUUGGGGACACGGUCAACACGGCGUCCAGAAUGGAGUCUAACGGGGAAGCGCUGCGGAUCCACUUGUCUUCAGAGACUAAGGCUGUGCUGGAGGAGUUUGGGGGCUUCGACCUGGAGCUCCGAGGGGACGUGGAGAUGAAGGGCAAAGGCAGGGUUCGGACCUACUGGCUCCUGGGGGAGCGGGGGAGCGGCCCCCGAGGCUGACUACCCGCCACCUUUCCCUGCAAGGCAUAGGCCAAGCCUGCGAGGAAUGAGAACCGGAUCGAGGCGUUAGGGUGCAGGGCCAGGACCCUCUGCAGUCAGCGUCCACUGGGCCCGAGGGUCAGGGAGCCUCACUCUCCAGCUGGACUCAGGCCCUGUGGAGUGUGGGGUGUUGACCAUCCUCCCGCCCCUUCCCGUGCUCCCCUCCACAUGCCUCCAACCUCGAACCUUGCUACACUGUGACUUCCCAGGGGUGGUGGGAGCUCCCUUGGGGAACUAGGAAAAGGGAUAACAGGUGACUAGAGGCUGGGGGAGCCACUUGGGCCUAGCCCAUGUAACCCGCCCCCUUCCCCCCACCCCGCUGUCAGUCAGUCACUCCCCUCCCCCCCCUUUGGUGCAUUGGGUGAGGAGGGCUGGCUACACCAUUGCUUGUCUGAGCAAAG